Messenger RNA from Cyprinodon variegatus (sheepshead minnow), 4083 nucleotides. It is a transcript of the gene slc7a4, whose product is annotated as solute carrier family 7 member 4. Lineage: Eukaryota; Metazoa; Chordata; Actinopteri; Cyprinodontiformes; Cyprinodontidae. Gene Ontology annotation, biological process: amino acid transport; transmembrane transport. The record is from RefSeq and is a predicted model, not a curated record. Gene Ontology annotation, cellular component: plasma membrane. The transcript is spliced from 5 exons. The coding region runs from base 196 to 2211 and encodes 671 amino acids. Gene Ontology annotation, molecular function: amino acid transmembrane transporter activity.
GCACCUUCUGCUCCAUCAUCAUCCUCAUCCUCAUCAUCAGACGAUGCUCCCACCCGGAUAACUUCUAUUAAACCCUGCGCUUUGGACCUGUUACAAAGAUGGCAGACUGUAAGCAGCAACGGCCAUCUCCCUAGACAGAUAAUGGGUCCAGACUGAACGCUACAACUCCGCUGACCUGUCUUUAACACUGUAGCCAUGGCAACUUGUUCGAGAGGCUGUGCGCCGGCUGUGCGCCUUUGUCAAAGACUAAACCGGCUCAAGACGCUUGACGGUGACAUGAUGGAGACUUCCUUGAAGCGUUGCCUCUCCACCUUGGACCUGACUCUGAUGGGCGUAGGCGGCAUGGUUGGCUCUGGGCUUUAUGUCCUGACAGGAACUGUGGCUAAAGACACUGCCGGUCCGGCUGUCAUCAUAUCGUUCAUUUUUGCAGGUAUCGCUUCUCUACUUGCUGCCUUCUGUUAUGCAGAGUUUGGAGCACGCAUUCCUAAAACAGGAUCUGCGUACAUGUUUACCUAUGUGUCUGUGGGAGAAGUUUGGGCUUUUCUCAUUGGCUGGAAUGUGAUUCUGGAAAACAUGAUUGGUGGUGCUGCUGUAGCGCGGGCCUGGAGCGGCUAUCUGGACUCAAUUUUUAACCAUGCUAUCCAGAACUUUACAGAAACACACAUCAUGCAGUGGAAUGUGCCCCUCAUUGCCCAUUACCCUGACCUCCUGGCUGCAGGUAUCCUUGUAGUUGCCUCUGUUUUCAUUUCCUUCGGAGUUCAAGUGUCCUCCUAUCUGAACCACAUCUUCUCCACCAUCAGCAUGGGUGUCAUUGCUUUUAUCCUAGUCUUCGGCUUUGUUCUUGCUGAUCCUACCAACUGGAACCAGGAGCAUGGUGGCUUUGCACCUUACGGGAUGUCAGGGAUCCUGGCUGGCUCGGCCACAUGCUUCUAUGCUUUCGUUGGGUUUGAUGUGAUUGCGUCCUCAAGCGAGGAGGCGAAGAAUCCUCAGAAGGCCAUUCCAAUUGCCACUGCUAUCUCUCUUGGAAUGGCGGCGACAGCCUACAUCCUGGUCUCCUGCGUAUUAACACUGAUGGUACCCUGGCGUACCCUGGACCCUAACUCAGCCCUGGCAGACGCCUUCUUCCGCCGCGGCUACAGCUGGGCUGGGAUUAUUGUGGCCGUAGGUUCCAUCUGUGCUAUGAACACUGUGCUGCUCUGUAAUCUCUUCUCCCUUCCUCGGAUUGUAUACGCCAUGGCAGAGGAUGGGUUGUUCUUCUCCAUUUUUGCCAGGGUCAAUCCUGUCACCAAAGUUCCCGUCAAUGCCAUCCUGGUGUUUGGAGUCCUCAUGGCCUGCAUGGCUUUGAUCUUUGACUUGGAGGCUUUGGUACAGUUCCUGUCUAUCGGGACUCUGCUUGCGUACACCUUUGUGGCGGCGAGCGUUAUCGUGCUGCGCUUCCAACCUGAGAAGACCAACUCCAAGGAUACCUCUACAAAAUCUCCCGACGCCAAAGCUGAGGUGUGCGCUGCUCCCUCAGAGGCACAGACCAUAACUGAAGACGCCGAAGAGCCCAAGCAGUACGAGUCCUUCUCGGACAAACUCCAGCUGGUGGAGAGGCAGAAGACGAGAGAGCGGCGUGGGGUGGGGCAGCUGAGGGCCUACUGGGAGCCCUACCUGGACAGGCUGCUGGGGGACUGUGAACCCGGCGAAGUGGUGGCUUUCUGUGUGAUGACCCUGAUUGUCAGCUCAGUGUCCCUCUGUGCUGUGCUGGAGUUUGGAAACGAACAGCUUCAGUUCCCAGUCUGGUGUUUUACAAUGCUUCUGGUUAUUUUCACUUUAGCUUUUACUCUUAGCUUAGCACUAAUAUGGAUUCAUGAGCCGCAAAGAAACCGCCAAACAUUCCAGGUACCUUUGGUUCCACUGACUCCAGCUGCCAGUAUCCUCUUCAACGUGUUCCUGAUGAUGAAGCUAAGCCUUUUGACCUGGAUUCGGUUUACGGUGUGGAUUGCUAUAGGUCUCCUGGUGUAUUUUGGCUAUGGGAUCUGGCACAGUAAAGAGGGACUGAGGGAGCUGCAGCCCAAAGACAUGGCCGCCCGCUAUGUGGUGCUACCCAGCGGCAGCCUGGUGGAAACGGUGCAGUCCAUUCAACCUGACGGUCAAGUGGUCACCUCAGCACAUCAGAUCAGCUCCUCUGAUGCUUCAGCUGCUCCUGAGGCUUCUGGGAAGAGAUAAUGUGAGACGAUUCUGAAUCAUCAUCGAUCCUGCCUGGUUUUAUCUGUUGUCUCCUACGUGCACUGUAUUAUUACGCCUAGUGUACUAUCUGUAUCUCUCUUCCUGUAGCGCUACAUGGUCUGUACUCAUUACUCUGGUAUCUGAAGAUAGGAUGGAAGGCCAUUGUUCUGUCUUUUUGUUAAGCACAUUUGUAUAUGUAAGAAUCAAAUGUACGGUACAGAUAUUCGUCACUGCCCUUGAGAACAUAAUAAGCUCUUUUCUUGCAACCUGGCCAGUUUUGUCUAAAUUCCUGUUCAUACCCUGUUUUACUAUUAUUACUUACACCUUUUUUUCAUAUUUGAUCUUUUAGAAAGAUUUUGACAUAAUUUAUACAACAAUUUACAAUAUAGAAGCAACAAAAAUCUUUGGUUCUCCUAAGUUUAGUGGAAAUGCACUAACUGUUCUCAUAACGUCUUAUUCAUCCUUUAGAGCAUAAAUUCUUUAUCAGAAUUUACACACCCAUAUCUAUGGAGUUUGUGUGUAAUGAAUAGCUCAAUCUAUGAAACCUAAAUAUAAAAUAUUUCAGCCAAUUGGUUCUUUCUACUGCCUAUUAUAGAUGGAUUUCAUCCUUUUUAAAGCUUAAGUUUGUUGUUGUUUUACUUUUAUCUGCAUUUUUUUACCCUGUUUUCAUACAUAUACUGUUUAAAUAUUUAUUAUUAAUAUAAUGUCAAUCAUCUUAGGACCUAAGUAUACAGAAAUGUCUUGUUAUUUAUCUUAAAAUAUUAAAUAUAUCUAUUUUUAUUCUAUAGAUACUGCUAUUAUUUUUCAUGUGAUUGGAAUUGCUUCAGUAUUUCCUGUUUUUAAUCAUUUCCUUUCAUCGUAUGCAUCAUACGUGUUACUGACACAUGUGGCUUUAUUAGUCUCCAAAACUCUAUAGUUUAAGAGUUCAGAUUAUCUUCUUAAUCUCAUCCCAUGAUCCUUCAAUCAUUUGUGUCCCUGAUCCCAGGCAUGUGAUCAGCAUUUUUUCCCUACCUCUCCAGACUACAGCCUUUAUUUUAAGAGCACAUCAAACUGAGAUCAUGUCCCUACAUUUUAUUUACAUGAGUGCAUGGAAAAGCACAGAGUUUUUCAUAGGGAUCCACUAUGAAUAAAUAUUAGCCAGGCAGUAUGUUAAACCUGGAUUCUCCCUCGUCUCUCCGAGGCCUCCGUAAUCCCUUAGAUUUGCAGCAGUCCCUAUCACUAGUCUGACCUAGAUCAGAAAAAGGCACAGAUGUAAGAACAUUACCAUAACAUGGAGACAAUGUCCCCUUUACUUUGCACUAAUGACCAUCGAGUCGAUAUCACAUGAAAUAUGUAAAAGCACUUAAAAAGAUUUCAGUUCUGUUGUUACUGAUGUUCAUUUUCUGUUGCAUGUUACAAUAGAAACCAAUGGCCUUAAAAUGUAACACUUCUUAUAUCCAAAGCUGAUUUACUUUUUUGUUUGUUAAUUUGCCUGAUAGAUAAAGUAUUUUAUCAAAUCAUUAUCCUUCAUUUAAAAAAAAAAAUGAGUUAAUUCAAAUGUAGAUUGUACUGUAGAAAGCAUUUUGGUGUAAGGUCUGCAAGAAUUUUAUACAACUUUGCACAGAUUUGUCCAGUUAAUUUGUUUCAUAGCAAUGCUUUUGGUGUCUGGGUUGGUGACUUUAUAUUUAUACUGUGAUGCUGAUUUUUUUAGGCUUAACAUUCUCACAACUUGAUCUCUCUUUUUGUGCUAGGGUGCACAAAUAUGAGCGAUCAGGCCUUUCUUACUUCUAAACGUUAUUGUACUCUGCAUUAGCACACCAAAGUCUAAGAUCCCUGUGUUAUAACAUUACUUUGUGUAAAAUUCAAAAAGACAAAAAAUAAUAAAUGUUUUGA